CCGACCGAGAUCACAUAAACCGUACGUGAUUAGAAUUACAAGUCGGCUUUGAUAGCCACGUGCUGCUAGUUGACAAUUGCAGUGAAGACCAAUAGUAAUUUGGCACAUGCAAAUGACAGCGGAAGAAACCAGUGCGCAAAUUCACAGAUGACCUUGCCCAUCAGCCUUGAGUCGUGAAAGUGAAAAUUCCCUAUUCAAUUGGAAAAUUAAGAUGGCAUCGAUUUCACCGACUUCUUGCAUAUCUCAGCGAGUUAAUUCAAAUCGAGAAAUCCCAAUUCAAGUGUGGUUCACGAGAGAAGAACUCGAUCAGCCUUAUGAUGUCACUCUAGUCGUCAGAGAUGGCGACUUCAAAGCUCACCGAAAAGUCCUCUCAGAGGCGAGUCCUUUCUUUGAAAAGCUGCUGAACAGCGACAUGAAGGAGUCUAAAGAAGGAGUGGUUCGCUUGGAGAUCUUCACCGCCUCUGCUAUGAGAAACACAUUGGAGUUUAUUUACACCGGUAAUGUACAGAUACUGGAUGAAGAUGAUGCCAGAGACUUGAUUGUGAUAGCAGAUUACUUGUUGCUCCAGAACCUGAAGACCCUGGCAAUGCAAACCUUAUUGAAAGAAUUGAAUACUUCAAAUUGUAUUUCAAUUUUCCAUUUGGCUGAUGAAUAUCACUGCGAGGAACUUUUAUGCAAGUCCAAAAUAAUUAUCCUUGCAAAUUUCAGAGCAUUAUUCUCUGCGAAGCGUGAAGAUGUUUUGCAAAUGUCCAAAGAGGAACUUGCAAUUUUUAUUUCAAGCGAUGAGCUACAUGUUAGCGCUAAGGAAGAUGUGUUAAGUAUCAUUCUAGCUUGGAUUAAUCACGACAAAAACAAUCGAAGAAGUCAUUUUCCCGAGCUAUUUCGUCAAGUUCGACUGGUUUACAUAUCGCGUGACUUUCUCUGUAAUGAGGUCGUGACAAAUGAGUUGGUUAAAAACAAUGAAGACUGUCUGGAACUUGCGAAAGGAGCUAUUGAAUUAAUCGACUUUAACAGUGUUGAUGGACUUGAUAUUCUUGAUCGCAAACCGAGAAAGUGUCUAGAGUACUCUGCAAUUGUCGCCUACACAACGGAAGGAAAAUACCUUUUUUAUUUUCCACGCGAGGAUAGGUGGUAUAGAAAGGAACCAAUAUAUUUGCAAAGUGACGAUGGUAUUUUCUUUUGUCGCGAUAAAAUGUACGGUACAAGGCGUGAGCUAUUAAAUAUAGAUUAUUCUUGGAAACUUCGCAUCUUAUGUUAUAAUCCACACUCUUAUAGAUGGAAGUUUUUACCACCAUUAGAUGACAACACACUUUUAAAGAAACUCUUCGUUUACAAUGAUGAAAUGUAUGCUUUGUUCUUAAUUCAGAAGUGGCGGCCUGUCCCCGACGUCCUCUGGUCUGGUGUAUGUCGUUUUAAAAAGGAAAGCGGCAUCAUCAUCUCAAAGUACAAAGUAGAUUCCAAUUCAUGGGAGAACGUAUUGUUAAAAGAGGGUCUGCCUUAUAGGGGACAUUAUUGCGUUGUGCCCAGCGAAAACUUCGUUUACUUCAUUGGCGGUACGGAAAAGUAUGGAAGAAGGCUCUUACGUGAUGUUUAUAGGUACGAUCUUUCCAGAAAAAAAUGGGAUAAACUAGCAGACAUUCAGGCAGGAAGACAGAACCAGCUUUGGGGUGCAGCGGCGAACGGAAAAAUAUAUAUUGCUGGAUGGACUAAAAAUAAAAAGAAACCAGGCCAAGAUGAACUCCUGUGUGAAGUGUACAAUGAAACAACAAAUGAAUGGCAGUUUAUUAGAAGCUUUAGCGUGGAGCGAGAGGCAUUUUUAGGUUUGAUUGCCGUAGAUGGCGAGGUAUAUGUUGUGGGCUAUGAUCGAUCAAGCGUGACGGAACUGUUAAGAGUCCAAUGUUACGACCCCGAAAGCGAUGAAUGGAAGCUGAAAACUGAAAUUUCAAUUGCAUGGCAUGAAAGAGCUCAGCGACAGUUUAAAAUUUGCGACACAAUGAAAGUGUUUCAGG
Molecule: messenger RNA, 2009 nt
Organism: Pocillopora damicornis (cauliflower coral)
Lineage: Eukaryota; Metazoa; Cnidaria; Anthozoa; Scleractinia; Pocilloporidae
Product: kelch-like protein 40
Molecular function (GO): protein binding
Source: RefSeq, a predicted model, not a curated record